ACACACACACACACACACACAGCGGGGGAUGCUCAGACGUUGUCACCGAGCCCGGGGGUGGGAUGCUGCCCUCGGGGACGGGAUCUGUGCCACGGAGCCGGGCCGACGGGGCCUCACGGAGACGUCGGGAGAGACGGGAGCUGACCCGGCCUGCGAUCCCUGGGCAAUUCACGCGGAUUCUGGUGGUGCCGACGGCGGUGGCGGCAGCAGCCUCACACCUCUAAAUGCCACAGUUCUCUAGAGGCCGGGGGCUGCGGGGUCCUCGGCCGCUCCCUAAGACCGGAAAGCCAUGGGAAACGCGGAGAGCCAGAGCCUAGAGCCGUCGGGGUCGGUCGGCGACAAGUCGGGGGGCAGCCUGGGCCGGAAGCACACGUCCCGCUCCCUGAGGCUCUCCGGCAAGGUCCGGCGCUCCCGGCACGCCUCCUCGGGCAAGCUGCCGGCCCGGGGCUCGGACGGCGGCCCCCGCUGCAGCAGCACGCCCAGCAUCCCCCAGGCCCUGGCCGAGAACGGACUCCAGCCCUUCGCCCCGGACGGCCCCACCUGGGUGGACAUGGGCCUGAGGCCCGUCUCCUACCACACCGACUCCUCCGUCACGCCCAGCGUGGACAGCAGCACGGCGCUCACGGCCGCCUCCACGCAGAGCAUGCCGGGUUCUGAGGAGGGCCGGCUGUCCGGCGACGAGGCCGCCUUCCUGGUGGGGCUGACCAGCGCCCGGCGCCCCUUCGCGCCUCGCGGGGGUGCCGCCGGCUUCAAGAAGAAGCGCUCCAAGUCGGCUGACAUCUGGCGGGAGGACAGCUUGGAGUUCUCGCUGUCCGACCUGAGCCAGGAACACUUCACCAGCAACGAGGAGAUCCUGGGCCCCCCGGGGCUGGCGGGGAUGGCGCCGGAGGCCGGGGGGGUGGACGGCCGGGAACCAAGGGGGCCGGCGGCGACGGAGGCCCCGACCCCCUCACCCGGCUCCUGCCCGCGGACCAACUCCCUCGACGACUUGUACGCGCCCGAUGCCCCCGGCCAGGCCGCCCCCACCGGCCGCCGGACUCUGGGCCGCCGCACCCCGGACCGCACGAGCCGCAGGAUGGCCGGGGGGGACUGUCCGCAGUUCAGCGCCUCCAACACCCUGCCUUGCCGCAAGUCCCACUGCUUGUCCGAGGGCACGGUCCAGCUCCCCUUCGGCCAUGGCUGGACCAUGCAGGGCCGCAGGUCCAAGACAGCACAGGACGUGAACGCGGGCGAAGGCGGCGAGCCGUCCACGGACAGCGGAAUCGAGGCCACGGCCACCGACUCGGAGCUCCCGACCUGCCUGUCCCCGGCCCCCCGCGCCGGCUACUCUCCCCCGGCCGGCCGGGCCCCGGCCGGCAGCGACAGCGGCAGCAGCUCCGCGGGGGACGCCGCCCGCCAGGGCGUGUACGAGAACUUCCGGCGGGAGCUGCAGCUGAGCGUGGCCGCGGACGGGGACGGCGGCGGCGGGGGCCUGGAGGAGGCCGGUUCGGCCCACAGCGACGAGCAGAGCAGCGACACGCUGAGCUCCCCGGCCCGCUCUGACAUCCUGUCGGGCGGCAGCGGGGCCGCGGCGGGGCAGGGCACCGUGCGCAAGGCCGGGGCGCUCGCCGUCAAGAACUUCUUGGUACACAAGAAGAGCAAGAAGGUGGAGUCGGCCACCCGCAGGAAGUGGAAGCAGUACUGGGUGUCCCUGAAAGGCUGCACUCUGUUCUUCUACGAGAGCGACGGCCGGUCUGGGAUCGACCCCACCAGUGCCCCCAAGCACGCCGUGUGGGUGGAGAACAGCAUCGUACAGGCCGUGCCCGAGCACCCCAAGAAAGACUUUGUCUUCUGCCUCAGCAACUCCCUGGGGGACGCCUUCCUGUUCCAGACGUCCAGCCAGACGGAGCUGGAGAACUGGGUCACGGCGAUCCACUCGGCCUGCGCAGCCGCCGUGGCCCGGCAGCACCACAAGGAGGACACCCUGCGGCUCCUCAGGUCCGAGAUCAAGAAGCUGGAGCAGAAGAUCGACAUGGACGAGAAGAUGAAGAAAAUGGGGGAGAUGCAGGUCUCCUCCGUGACCGACUCCAAGAAGAAAAAAACCAUUCUGGAUCAGAUCCUGGUGUGGGAGCAGAACCUCGAGCAGUUCCAAAUGGACCUCUUCCGCUUCCGUUGCUACCUGGCCAGCCUGCAGGGCGGGGAGCUGCCCAACCCCAAGAGACUUCUGGCCUUCGCCGGUCGGACCACCAAGGUCGCGAUGGGGCGGCUGGGGAUCUUCUCCGUCUCGUCCUUCCAUGCCUUGGUGGCGGCGCGGACAGGCGAGGCUGGUGUCCGGCGACGCACUCAGGCCAUGUCCAGAUCAGCAAGCAAGCGACGAAGCAGGUUUUCUUCCCUGUGGGGUCUGGACACCACCUCUAAGAAGAAGCAGCCCCGGCCAAGCAUCAACGAGGUGUUCGGCGAGGGCAUGGACCCCACGGGAAAGUCUCUGGAAGGAUUGUUUAUUGAUGACACCCCUGAGGGCCAGCGGGAGCCCGAAGCCGAGCUCGAGAGCGCUGCCCCGCACAAUCCGGACUGCGACAUUUGGGUCCAUGAGUAUUUCAGCCCCUCCUGGUAUUGCCUGCCCAGCAAUCAGGUGGCUCUGACCGUUGUCCGGCCUGGGGACACCGCCAUGGACAUGCUGGACUUAAUCUGCAAGGCCCAUCUGCUGGACCCAUCGGCCCACUACCUGCAGCUCGUGUUCCUGACUGAGGGCCAGCCGCACCGCUACAUACCCGACCCAGAGGAGGACAUCUAUGAACUGCUGUACAAGGAAAUUGAGAUUUGUCCCAAGAUCACCCGGAGCCUCCAACUCGAGAAGUCGGAUUCGUCUGCUGAUAAUUACGGCUUCUCGCUGGCCGCCAUGGAGGAGGACGGGAGCCGCCGGCUCUAUGUGACCAGCGUGAAGGACACGGGCCUGGCUGCUGACAAAGGUGUGCGAGCCGGAGACGAGAUCCUGGAGGUCAACCGACGAGCGGCCCCAACACUGACCCCGCCGCUGCUCAAGGACUUUCUCUCGCAACCGCUGCUGAGCCUGACGGUGCGGGGCCGCCCGGGGCCCGGGGCCGGGCCGGGGCCGGGAGACCCCCCGCCCCACCGUGGGGACGGCCCGGCGGAGUGCAGCCAGAGCCCCCCCAGGGGCCUCCUCGGCGGCGCUCCAGACCCCGGCCUGUGCUGCGAGCGGGGCGGCAGCGGCUCAGAGACGCCAGUCGACCACAGUCCCGACACCCCGGACACCGCCGGGUCUGGCGGAGAGGCUGACCCAGCAGGCCAGGAAACCCCGGGACCCCCGCCUGCCGCCGCGCGACAGCUCUCGGAUGCCGACAAACUGCGCAAGGUCAUCUGCGAGGUCCUGGAGACCGAGCGCACUUACGUCACGGACUUGAACUGCCUCAUGGACAGGUACCUGAAACCGCUUCAGAAAGAAACGUUUCUCACCCCUGAUGAGCUGGACGUCCUCUUUGGGAAUUUGGUGGAAAUGGUGGAUUUCCAGGUGGAAUUUCUCAAAACCCUGGAGGACGGGGUGAGGCUGGUGCCCAACCUGGAUCAGCUCGAGAGGGUCGACCAGUUCAAGAAGGUGCUGUUCUCUCUGGGAGGCUCCUUUCUCUAUUAUGCUGACCGCUUCAAGCUCUACAGUGCCUUCUGCGCCAGCCACACAAAGGUCCCCAAAGUCCUGGUCAAAGCCAAGUCGGACGCAGCUUUCAAGGCGUUCCUGGAUGCCCAAAACCCCAGGCAGCAGCAACACUCUUCCACCUUGGAGUCGUACCUCAUCAAGCCCAUCCAGAGGGUCCUCAAAUAUCCGCUGCUACUGCGCGAGCUGUUUGCCUUGACCGACGCCGACAGCGAGGAACACUACCACCUGGACGUGGCCAUCAAAACCAUGAACAAGGUGGCGAGCCACAUCAACGAGAUGCAGAAACUCCACGAGGAAUUUGGGGCCGUGUUCGACCAGCUGAUCGCCGAGCAGACGGGCGAGAAGAAGGAGGUGGCCGACCUGUCGAUGGGCGAUCUGCUCUUACACACGGCUGCUGUCUGGAUCAACCCCCCUGCCUCCCUCGGGAAGUGGAAGAAGGAGCCGGAGCUGGCGGCGUUUGUGUUCAAAACGGCCGUGGUCCUCGUGUACAAGGAUGGUGCCAAGCAGAAGAAGAAACUGGGAGGGUCCCACCGGCUGUCCAUAUACGAAGAUUGGGACCCAUUCCGCUUCCGGCAUAUGGUUCCCACUGAUGCGCUGCAGAUCCGAGCCUUGGCCACCACAGAUGCCGACACGAGUUCUGUGUGUGAGAUAGUCCACGUGAAGUCUGAGUCGGAGGGGCGGCCCGAGAGAGCUUUUCACCUAUGCUGCAGCUCCCCAGAGAGCAAGAAAGAGUUCCUGAAGGCUGUUCGCUCCGCUCUGCGUGACCAGCAGCGGCGCCAGCUGCUCCAGACCGAGAGCCUGCCGGCCGCCCAACUCUACAUGCCAUUCGGCGGGAAGAGGCUCAGUGCCCUCAAAGGGGCCCGGCCGGCCAUGAGCAGGGCAGUGUCUGCCCCCAGCAAGUCCCUGGUGAGGAGACGUCGCCGGCUGGCCCGGAACCGGUUCACCAUCGACGCCGAUGACGUGGCCGCCGACAGCCCAGACCGGGAGCCCCGGCCCCCGCCCGCCGCGGCCAGCCGUGACACCGACCGCUGGGUGGAAGAGCAGCUGGACCUGGCCGAGCAGCUGGAUGACCAGCUGGGCCUCAAAGAGACGGACAUUCUCAGCGACGAGGAUGACAGCGGCCAGGCCGGGGGGGACGGGGAGCCGCAGGACCGGUCGCGGGCUUCCUCCAUCACGGCUGGAGGACCGCGGGGGCAGGGGGCCGCGACCGGCCACGCGGCCCGCCUGGCACAGCUGAGGAAGCAGGCCGCUCUGUCGGGGCCCGCCGUGGGCCCGGAGGAGCCCAGGGAAGAGGCCGUCUGGGUUCGGCGCCAAGAUUUUGUUCCCUCCAGGAAGCUGAACACUGAGAUCUAAGGCCGCCUCACCCCGUCCACCCUCCCUGUCUCCCUUCCGCCCUCCUGUCCUCCUCCCCGGGCCUUCCGUGGAUAAUGCUCGCCCCACCCGAGGUGGCUCCCCGGGCCCGGCUGACCUCCCCCCACGCGGUCGCGGCCUCCAACGCUCCACACCAACACGUUUCCCAGUUCCGGGCGGAAUAAGCUGAGUCCUGUCUUGUGUCGCUGCAGGGGCAGGGGGUAUUUAUUUCAGAAUCCGGGCUGGAGGCCCCGGGUCGCGGGGAGGGGACGGGAGGGGUGGGUAUUUAUUGUCAGAAUCGAGGCCGGAGGUCACAGGGAUGAGUUACCCUGCUGGUAGCCGGGCCAGGGGGUGGUCCCCCGGUUCCUCGAUGUUCCCAUAGCUGUGAAGUCGUACCCCUGUGCCUGAGCCCUCCCCGGCCAGGGACCCUCAGGGGACCCCAACAGCGUCGGUCCGUCUCAGGGCUGGGGGACAUGGGCCGCGGGCUCGGCCUGGGACUUUCUGUUCCUGUUUUUCGUUCCGGGUCCGGAGCCAGGGCUGAGCCAAUAGCUGUGACUCCUCUUCUCCCUGGCUUGGGUCCCAAGGCCUCGCUGGACAGAGACAUUCCAUAUCCCAGAGGCUCCGGGGUGACCGGGCUUGGGGUUCCUUGGGCCCGAGCCCUGGGAGCGUGUCCACCCUCUAGGAGUCACCUCCCUGGCACUUGGGAGACGGGAGUCCCCUGCCGCCAACUGGGUUUCUCUCAGCGCCGAACAGGGCGGUGGCUAGCAGUCCCUUCACCAGCCCCCUCCUUACCACACACACACUCCUUUCAUGCCAAUUGAACAGGGUAAAAACGCUAAAUCUAGUGUUUUCAUUCGACUUCCAAGUGAAAGCAGGUUAAAGCACUUUGGGUUUUUUUUUACUUUUCUGCCCUUUUCACAGCUUCUCGAGAUUUGAACAGGAAGUUCCCAUCAGGGCUGCUCCCUUUCCCCCGUUUUAUAUCACUAGGAGCCCCGGAGUCGAGGGAUUUAGUUAGAGCCGCCUCUCCAGAGGCCCGAUUGGAUCCCCGGCUGCGAGCCGAGGUGAAGCUGACACAGGUCCGAUCAUCACCGUUAGUGCUCUGGGCCUGCUCGUUUCCCCGCUCCUUUCUACCCUCCCCACCACCCCCACCCUACUCCCUCCCACUCUCCUUUUCCUUUCCUGACUCCUCCUCCUCCUCCUCCUCGCUUCCCCACCUCCUACCUGCCCGGUGUUCUAGGCCCGGACUUGAUCGGCUGACCGUUUGGUUCUGUGGAACUUUUGCUGAUCUGGGGUGACCGUGGAGUCUGACCGUCUGUGGCACAGCUGGGCCCGCUUGGGCCCCUCAGUCUCCCCCGGUUCUGGUCCGGAAAAGUCUGGUGCUUGGAGAGAGGCCAUUGUCUCUGUACAUAAUGUCAUGAUAUGUCUAUGUCAAAGGUUCUUAUAUAUUUCUUUUAUAAGCUGAAAGAAGGUCUAUUUUUAUGUUUUUUGGUCUAUGAUUGGAGCGUUGUAAAUGCCUGUCCGACAAUAAAACUCAAAAACGGC
This is a messenger RNA of Tachyglossus aculeatus (Australian echidna), 6541 nucleotides long. It is a transcript of the gene TIAM1, whose product is annotated as TIAM Rac1 associated GEF 1. Gene Ontology annotation, molecular function: guanyl-nucleotide exchange factor activity; protein binding. Gene Ontology annotation, cellular component: synapse; plasma membrane; cytosol. The transcript has 27 exons. Gene Ontology annotation, biological process: small GTPase-mediated signal transduction; positive regulation of axonogenesis; activation of GTPase activity. Lineage: Eukaryota; Metazoa; Chordata; Mammalia; Monotremata; Tachyglossidae. The record is from RefSeq and is a predicted model, not a curated record. Bases 290 to 5002 code for a protein of 1570 amino acids.